Molecule: messenger RNA, 1692 nt
Organism: Lemur catta (Ring-tailed lemur)
Lineage: Eukaryota; Metazoa; Chordata; Mammalia; Primates; Lemuridae
Gene: CAPNS1
Product: calpain small subunit 1
Exons: 10
Coding region: 200-1177 (325 amino acids)
Molecular function (GO): calcium ion binding
Source: RefSeq, a predicted model, not a curated record
GGGCCGGCGCGCGCAGGCGCAGUUUCAGUGCCGGCUCUAGGACCGCGCGGAUGACAGCUGGGCAGCGGUGCAGGGUCUAACCCGGAGCCCCAGCCUGAGUCACCGGCCCCGCCCUCCGGAGCCGGACGCAGCGGGAGGCCCGGGAGCAGCAGACCCGACCGCGGACCGCCGGACGUGGGAGGUGGAGUGAGUCGCAGCCAUGUUCCUGGUUAACUCGUUCCUGAAGGGCGGCGGCGGCGGCGGCGGCGGUGGGGGCCUGGGCGGGGGCCUGGGGAAUGUGCUCGGAGGCCUGAUCAGCGGGGCCGGGGGCGGCGGCGGAGGCGGUGGCGGCGGCGGAGGCGGCGGUGGCGGCGGCGGAACGGCCAUGCGAAUCCUAGGUGGAGUCAUUAGCGCCAUUAGCGAGGCGGCUGCGCAGUACAACCCGGAGCCCCCGCCCCCACGCACACAUUAUUCCAACAUUGAGGCCAACGAGAGUGAGGAGGUCCGGCAGUUCCGGAGGCUCUUUGCCCAGCUGGCUGGAGAUGACAUGGAGGUCAGUGCCACAGAACUUAUGAACAUUCUGAACAAGGUUGUGACUCGACACCCCGAUCUGAAGACUGAUGGCUUUGGCAUUGACACAUGUCGCAGCAUGGUGGCAGUGAUGGAUAGCGACACCACAGGCAAGCUGGGCUUUGAGGAAUUCAAGUACCUGUGGAACAACAUCAAAAGGUGGCAGGCCAUAUACAAACGGUUUGACGUAGACCAAUCAGGGACCAUUUGCAGCAGUGAACUCCCAGGGGCCUUUGAGGCAGCAGGGUUCCACCUGAAUGAGCAUCUCUACAACAUGAUCAUCCGACGCUACUCGGAUGAGGCAGGCAACAUGGAUUUUGACAACUUCAUCAGCUGCUUGGUCAGGCUGGACGCCAUGUUCCGUGCCUUCAAAUCUCUUGACAAAGAUGGCACUGGACAAAUCCAGGUGAACAUCCAAGAGGUAAGAAACCCUGUCCUGGGGUGUGGUUGCCUGGGGGGACCCUACCUCGCAACCCUUUUUACCAGCUCUGAGCUUCAGCCGCCUCGCUCCUGUUUUCCCAGUGACCCCUGGGUGAGGGCAGAGAGGGUCUGGUAUUCCGGGCUUCCCUGCUCCUCACUCUCUCUGCCUUCCUCUCCGCAGUGGCUGCAGCUGACUAUGUAUUCCUGAACGGGAGCCCCAGACCUGUCCCUUCACCGCCUUGCUGUACGAGUUACCUUGGAGCCUCAGUUUCCCCCAUAGCUGAUCUACCUGCAGUCACAUCUUCAUGGUCCUGCUGACCCACAGGCCUUUCAUUCUCGAAGCCCUUGGCACCCAGCUUCUCAGGCAACAUCCAGGGCCCAGCAUGCCCCAACAUGCCAUGCCCUGAGUUACUCCUGGCUCUAAGACACUCUAACACGCACUGCCUAAAGGUCACCUACCCCUACCACACCCAUCUUGCACCCCGUCCAUAACCUCUCUCCUGUACCUGUGCCAAGCCCAACACGUGUUGUUCCAUGCCCCGAGGGCUCUCUCUCAGUUCUGGAAGCAUCACUCCAGUCCCUACAUACCCUGGCACACCGUUCAGUUACCACCCAGGUAACCCAACUCCAGGCCAUUCCUGGCCCACACGCCCAGUGCCUUUGUGUUCUGCUCCCAGCUGCCAGGCCCAGGAGAAAUAAAUGCACCCUGGUUGCUGCUCUCUA